Messenger RNA from Ciona intestinalis (vase tunicate), 2039 nucleotides. RefSeq lists its product as uncharacterized. The record is from RefSeq and is a predicted model, not a curated record. Lineage: Eukaryota; Metazoa; Chordata; Ascidiacea; Phlebobranchia; Cionidae.
GUGCUGCCCUUAAGUUAUAAUGAAUAUCCUUCGGCUUUUCCUGCUCGGGGUUUUGCUGAGUUGUGUCUUAGCUGUUACGGCAGACACCCCUGUAGGGCAUCUACAAGUAUUAGGCUCGCAUCGGCCACCGAGUAUUGACAUUGACGAGUUUACGUUGGACAACGCUCCGAAGCCCGAAGCUUUCUACCGAGAUUAUGUUAGAAAUGGUAAAGCUGCUAUAUUCCGAGGCGCAGUACUCGGUUCGAAAGGAUUUAAUCUCUGGACCGAUGAAUACAUCAGAGAAAACUAUGGCGAACUCGAGGCUCGGAUCGAAGGAAAGAAAGAAAAAGGCGGCGGAAUACCCGUGGGUGAAACAUACAUCGGGCGAGAUACACUAAGACAUUUCGUUGACACGUACCAUAACUCUAGCAGCUACAUGGUGUCGGAGCUACCCCAGCAGAUGUUUAAAGAGGUUGGAAUCAUUCCGUCAGUGGGCGCUUGUGGGUUGAUGGCUAAAAGGUUCGUCGAGAUUGAUAUUUGGUGGAACGGAGGAGGAGGAAAGAGCAUCAUACACAAAGAUGCUUUCAAUCAAAUCAACUGUUUAUUCCGCGGCACCAAACAGUGGAAGCUGUUCGAGUAUAAAUAUGAGAAGUGGAUUUAUAAACAUGUAGAAAGAGAGGAUGCUAUUGGAGGUUUUUCUGACGUUAAUGUUGAUGCAGUAGAUCUUAUUAAACAUAAAGACUUUGCGAAAAUACCAUGGUCUAAUAUUACAAUAUACGCCGGUGAUUGUUUGUAUUUGCCCAAGAGUUAUUACCACCAAGUUUACUCUGAAGGAACAAAUAACCUCGCGGUGUCGAUUCUCUUUAGUAGAAUGGAUGGUUUGGAUGAGAUAGAUGUUUCAGAUUGUAAUGAUAAGACAGACUAUAAAGCGAUAAAGCAUUUGGAUGAGUUUGACGUGAUGUGGAAAUGGAAUGGCAGUGGUUACAUGUCAAUGGGGCGCGGGGAUUUAGUUUACGGCCACCAGCAGGACUUGAUUGAGAAUAUCAACGACUUUGGUGAAGAUCUUACUGUGGACAUGUUGUCUGAAUCGCAAGGUCUCAUAGCGGGGCAAGCACCUAAGGAGAAAUUCCCGGACCUCGAAGCUAGGAAUAUUUCAAGAGCUUUUGAGCUUCUGGACCUAAAUGGGAAUGGAAGAUUAAGCGUUGAAGAAGUGGAGGGGGCAACAUGGGACGCGCUGAGGUAUUAUGGGCUACAGAUUGAAGAGUACGAGCCUUCAAACUCGUACAUAUUCGAGUAUUCUCUUAUACCAUAUGAGAAAGUCCGUUGGUUAGUGACUGAAUGUUUCAAGAGGUAUGAGAAGCUAACCAGAGCUAAGUGGGUUAAGUUGUAUGUGAAAAACUUGAAGGGUACGGAGCAUUAUGCCAACAUUGUGUUCGAUGGUUUGGCGGGUUCUGCUGACGUAGUUGUUGCUAGUGACGUCACAGAGAAUAUUAUAAAGAAAGCAUUGGAUGGUUGGAUUCAAUACUGGGCUCCACAGUAUUCAAUUAUGAAGCACAGGCCUGAUGAAGAUGGAAGAGAAAAGGAAGAAAAAGGCGAUGAGAGAGAAGAUGAUAAAGAAAGUAAAGAUGAGAGAGAAGAUGAUGAAGAAGGCAAAGAUGAGAGAAAUAGAAACAAAAAAGAGGAACUUUAAACUUCUGAUCUUGAUUUUGGGAAGACUAAUAUUUAUUUUUGCAGCUGUGUUGUUGGAAUAUGUCACUGGUGCUAAGGUAACUACAAGGACAUUAACUACAAACAAGAAUUGUCAUUUCAAAAACAUAUAGUUCGCCUUAUGAGCGUUUGGUAAACUGAACUUUUUGACUUUCAAAACACAAGUGUUUGGAUGGAAAAAUGACAAAUUUUCAUAAUGGUAUAAAGGAAAACAUAAAGUAUUAUGAACAUAUUCAACUUUUACAAAAGUAAAGUAAAAAUGAAUUCGUAUAAUUUUCAUACAAAGUAAGAAAUGUUUUUGUCGUGCGUUGUCCGCGUGAUUGUUGCAACGGAAUAAAACUGAGAAGUGCUCA